AUGGAUCGCCAGCAACGCCUCUUGGGCCAAGCCCUGGCUGGGUUGGUUGGGUACUGGCAUCUUGCACAGAUGCGGAUCGGGCACCUGGCAUACCUGACCCACACCACGCGAGCUUGGUCCAAGGGCGAUGAGGGCCUGAGCCCCAUGGCCACGCGAAUCGAAGAGGAACUUUGCCGUGUGCGCUUUAGCAUGAUCAUGACCUUCCUUCGGCUGUGUGUUCCGCCCGUGCUGGUCAUGAUCUUGCUGUCGGCAUUGGAGUUCCUGCGCAGACCCAGCUUCUGUUCUGCAAGCUGGUUCUGUUGCCCGUCGCUGGUGCUUCUAUUGUACGGUGUCCUUGUCAAGAAGCAGCUACCUUGCACGCCUUGGCUUCUGCAUCGCAUGCGGCCUUUCUUCAGCAUUGUUAACAUAGUGGUCGGGAUCGGCAGCGCGUGGGGCAACAAGGACGAUUUUCCUGGCCGAUUCGGCAUCAUACUCACAGGGCAGGUGCUGAUGGGAUUGGUUUUUCCAGCGGAUGCAAAGACUCUGGUGAACUCCCUUCUCCACACGAUUGUCUACAUCUGGUCUGCAGCACAAAUUUAUGGCGAGAGCUCGCUGAACCAGUGGUGGUUUGUGUUUCUCGUCUAUGUCCAAACCUUGGUGUGCGGUGUCUUUCCCUUUGUGCUGGAGUUUACCCUGCGGGACUGCGUGAAAACUUUCUUCGAGUCGCAGGACUCUGACUCCCUAAUCUCCGGGUUUCGCCAGAUGCUCAGAGGCAUCUGCGACGGAGAGCUGCUGGUGGACAGCAACCUGCGGAUCUGCGGCGGCGCGCCGUGCCUUCAGCGGCUGCUGGCAAGCCAAGAGGAGUUUGCCGGGCGCUGCUUUCGGGAUCUCAUCGACGGGGAAGAGGCGCAACAACAGUUCGAUGGAUUCCUCGUGCCUGCCGUGCCCGAGGACGCGACGGACCUUCGACCGAACAGAGGAGCACCACGCUGCCUGCGUGUGGCCCUGAAGGCUCCCUCGGGUCAGGUUGUCCCUGUCGACGUCUUCCACGUUGCGCUGCCAUGCAGCCUCUACGCGGAGAGCACAAACUACCAUCUGCUGGCGCUGACCGAGGACAACCAUGCCCGCCUCGUGCCGGAGGCCGAUGUGACGUCUCAGGCCGCGUUGCCAAGCGGCCUGCUGGCGUCCCGGCGGGCACCCGCGGCGUCUUCAGCCAGCAGCACCGACACGCAGCUGCAAUGCUUCGACGAGCUGAUGGAGAUGACCUUGCUUCUGAACGCCAGCACGGAGCUCAUGGACAUCGAGGAGGCCCACCUCCGCUUUGUGCGCAAGACCACGAAGCCCGAGGUCCGGAUGGGCAUGCCCACCCUGAAGCGCUUCGCGCGGCCCCUAGACUGGGCCGGCAUCGACGCCGCGCUGCGCCGCUACGCGCGCGAGGUGCGGAAGGCCUCGGCAAGCGGCCAGGAGGUGGUGGAGGGGCAGCUGCCGCAUCCAUUGGUGCUGCGGCUGCCCGGGGAGAUGAGGAAGUACCUCCUCUCAAGGUCUUCGACCGUGAGCUCCCCUUUCAAGCGCAAGGAGCCAAACGAGGCCGUCUACCUCUACCUGCACAUGACGGACAGCCGGAAGCCGUUAUUGUGUUCCGUCCUCAACCCCGAAACCCUAAACCCUAAACAUCCCUAA
Messenger RNA from Symbiodinium natans, 1659 nucleotides. The record is from the annotation of a GenBank genome assembly. Lineage: Eukaryota; Dinophyceae; Suessiales; Symbiodiniaceae.